Saccostrea cuccullata (small rock oyster) is the source of this 474-nucleotide messenger RNA. Its product is annotated as fibroleukin-like. The transcript is spliced from 2 exons. The record is from RefSeq and is a predicted model, not a curated record. Lineage: Eukaryota; Metazoa; Mollusca; Bivalvia; Ostreida; Ostreidae. The coding region runs from base 1 to 474 and encodes 157 amino acids.
AUGGACUUUGCUGUUGAUUUGAAAUAUAUCUUACAAUGUAAUACAGGAAAUGAUGUUAUCCAUCUGUUAACGAAAGAAAACAACUCGUCCCUUUAUGUGUCCAUCACUCUCCAGAAUGGUAUAACGCUGUAUGAAAUGUACGAUCGAUUCAAUAUCUCCGACGAAGCAGGGAAAUAUCAACUUUUUCUUGCAGGACCUGCCACGGGAACCUUAGGGGACAGUAUGUUUACAACAGGUUAUUCUUACAGAGAUCUGUCUGGGAUGAACUUCUCCACCCCAGACAGAGAUAACGACGUAUGUAGCUGUAACUGUGCUGCUUAUUACACCAGAAGAGGAGGCUGGUGGUUGAACGCCUGUCACGCUGCCUUCCUCAACGGACACUGGGCUUCGGCGGACUGGACCUUACCGUGGUCGCCUACAGUAGAUAGUGGGGCGUCAGUGAGGGGGACUGCCAUGAUGAUCCGGCGUCACUAG